CAAAGCAACCCUUCAAAAUGAUAACGUAACGUAAAAUAAAUGGAAAAAACAGAUAAAUACAAUACACAAAGAGGAACGGAAGACGAGCGUUAAUUUUGAAUUGUCUUGGUGUCCGCCUGUAGGCAGCGCAGUGCUGAAAUGUUGCCCAUCCGUUGUCUGCGGCUGCUGCCCGGUGGCGCGGUUCGGCUGCCUCCGCUGCUCGCCAAACAAAUCGAUGUACCUGUCGCCCAACAACGUUCCUUUACAGCACUCUCCAGAGUGGUCCGUGUGCGAGUGGCUGCUGAUGUAAUCGCUGGAAGCGCAUGUGGCCGACGGCUGAUAAGUGGCAAGACGGGCGAGCCACUGACACUGCUGCUCCAUCGCUGGUCGAAGCUGGCAUGGAGCAACAUGUUCGGCAAGUAUCUGCUGGUCACGAAUGUGCUGGGCUCCGGCCUGCUUAUGGUCGUGGGCGAUGUGGUUGCCCAGGAGUACGAGUAUCGCAGGGGAUUGCGCCGGCAGGAUCGUUACGACACGGAUCGCAUGCUGCGCAUGUUUGUGGCUGGGGCGCUGCAGGGACCGCUGCACCACUACGUCUACAACUGGAUGGAUCGCAUUAUGCCGGCGAGGACAAUGACAAAUAUUGCCAAGAAGAUACUCAUCGAUCAGUUGGUGAUGUCGCCCGCCUGCAUUUUCAUAUUCUUCUACUCUGUGUGCUAUCUGGAGGGUCAGACGCUCGAGUGCACAAACAAGGAGCUGAUUGGGAAGUUUCCCUACAUCUACCUGCUGGACUGGAUGACCUGGCCGGCGGCACAGUACAUCAACUUUCGUUACCUGGACACCAAAUAUCGCGUUACGUUCGUGAACAUCUGCACGGCCGUGUACAAUGUGCUAAUUUCCUACAUGAAGCAUGACUUUGGCAUACACCUGCCGCUGGAGCAUGAAACGCAACCAUCAUUCGUCGAAUCACUCAGUCAGGGCUUAAGACAGCCAACAGCAGAAGGCCCAACAAAGUCGGAAACAGACAAAAGCACAGCGAAAACAACGCACUAAUCUUACUCAACUUAGGAGCUACUUUUUUGUGAUAUUGAUAAAACGGAAACACUAAAUUCUUAAGUCAACGCCGA
Molecule: messenger RNA, 1103 nt
Organism: Drosophila guanche
Lineage: Eukaryota; Metazoa; Arthropoda; Insecta; Diptera; Drosophilidae
Product: mpv17-like protein 2
Exons: 1
Coding region: 139-1029 (296 amino acids)
Biological process (GO): mitochondrial ribosome assembly
Cellular component (GO): cytoplasm; membrane
Source: RefSeq, a predicted model, not a curated record